This is a messenger RNA of Acromyrmex echinatior (Panamanian leafcutter ant), 2268 nucleotides long. RefSeq lists its product as uncharacterized. Lineage: Eukaryota; Metazoa; Arthropoda; Insecta; Hymenoptera; Formicidae. The record is from RefSeq and is a predicted model, not a curated record.
AUGGUACACUUGUUGUUUGGAGGAACUAAAACCAAACCUCAGAGACACAAAACUUGUCGGAUCUACAUCGGCAACUUAGAUGGAACAUAUAAAUGCGACUUCGUAGCUUUGCAACAAAACAUUAUCUGCCAGAACGCCCCUUGUAAGAUCGAUGAUACUUGGAUGGAUAUAUUUGAGAAAAAAGACAUACGCUUGAGCGACACCGGUGAACGUCAAGAAUCCAUUUCACUAUUGAUUGGAGCUGAUGUUGCUGGCAAAAUAUUCACAGGUAAAGUCCUACAGAUAAAUCAAGGAAUAACAGCUUUAGAAAUUAAGCUUGAAUGGACAAUCUUGGAAGCCAACAUAUCAGAUUUAUGGAGACUCGAUGUCUUGGGCAUCACGGAUCCUGUUGAGAGUGUUACUAAAGAGGUACGUCAAGCUGAAAUAAAGACCUCAUUUCAAGAGACAACGAAAAUCGACAACGAAGGUGAUCGAUACGAAGUUCUUCUGCCGUGGAAAGAGAAUCAUCCAUCUCUACGAGAUAAUCGAGACGUAGCCGAGAAGAGACUAAAAGACGUCACAAAGAGAUUGCGACAAGAAGAUUUAUUCGACGACUACCAGGCUGUCUUUGAUAAUUGGCUCGAAGAAGUGAUUAUUGAAAGGGUACCUGUACUUGAAGUCGACCAAGAGAACUACUAUCUUCCACACAGACCUGUAGUCAAGAAAGAAAAAACUAUGAAGAUACGCCCUGUUUUCGAUGCGUCAGCAAAAGUCAAGGAAUCCCCUUCGCUUAACCAAUGCUUGGAGACUGGACCCAAUCUUAUAGAGUUUAUUCCAGCAUUGCUACAUCGAUUUCGAAAGAGGAAGAUAGGGAAAGCAGUUUAUGAGAAACUGGCAAAAUCCUUUUAUGUCGAUGACUGUGUUACUAGUGUCAAUUCUUAUUCUGAUUUUGAAGUUUUCAGGAGAGAAGCCUGUUCCCUUUUGACUCAAGCCAGAUUUGAUUUAAGAGAUUGGAAAUACACUGGCAAGGAUCCCAAGAGUCAAUCAACGGUGCUUGGACUUAUAUGGGACACCAAGAGGGAUAUUUUAAUAUGUCCCGUGGUGUUGGACUCAACUCAUUUAUUGACGUUGAAAAUUAUCUUUCAUAUUCAUCUGAAACUUAAUCAUGCUGGUAUUGACAUUGUGAUGAAUAGUUUACGCGAAAAGUUUUUUCCUGCAAUGUCGUCGUACGAUAGAGUGAGAGAUGUCGCAGCGUUUGAAGUGAUAGGUAUCGAUUACGCUGGACCACUCUUUUUGAGCGGUGGACAAAAGGCAUACAUGUUUACUUGUGCAGUCUACCGUGAAGUCCACUUGGAGUUGGUCACAUCUGUAUCAACAGAGGAAUUUCUGGAGGCCUUCAGAAGAUUCAUUGCACGUCGAGGAAGACCUACUGUAGUAUAUAGCGACAAUGGGAAAAAUUUUGUAGGGGCCAGGAAUCUAUUACAGAAGAUUAAUUGGCGGAAAGUUUUCCAAUAUUGUGCACUCAAUGAGAUAACAUGGCAUUUUAAUCCACCUUCAGUUGUCUGGUGGGGAGGAUGGUGGGAGCGACUUAUCCGCCUCCUUAAAGAUCUAUUGAAGAGGACAUUAAAGAGAAUUUCGUUGAGCUACGAAGAAAUGAACACAGUUCUAUGCGAUUGCGAGGCUACUAUGAAUUUAAGACCCCUUACCUACUUGACAGAGGAAAAUACUGAAAUCACAGCGCUGACUCCAGCGAUGUUCAUCAGUGACAUUCGAGAAAAUGGCGUUCCAGACUUGGAUCAAAUUUACAAGUCCCACUUUGCAAAGAGGAUACGCUAUCGUCAAAGAUUGAAAGAAGAGUUCAGAAAACGUUUCCGUAUACAGUACUUGGGCCAGUUAUCUAGACGAACUAAACCCAGCAAUGGUUCCGCGUCCGUGGCGUCGGGGACGUUGUGCUUAUUGAAAACAAUUUACAAAAGCGAUUAGAUUGGUCGCUCGCUGUUAUUAGAGAAGUCUAUCCCGGAAAAGAUGGUUACGUGCGAGUGGAAAAACUGAAAACGAGCAAAGGUGAACUGGUUCGACCCAUUCAAAAACUAAUUCCCUUGGAAGUUGAACACUCCAAUCCUGAAGCUGAUAACUUUAUCGAGUCUACCACUACGACGUCAGAGACUACUAAGGGAAAUGCAGCUAAUCCUCGAAGAGUCUGUAGCUGUCCCUAAAGAGGAACCGAAAUCGUUGGAAGAAACGAGCUUAAAGACCCAAAGGAGUCGUAUCAUCCAGAAACCGGAUCGG